Messenger RNA from Suillus discolor, 845 nucleotides. RefSeq lists its product as uncharacterized. The coding region runs from base 1 to 591 and encodes 196 amino acids. The transcript is spliced from 8 exons. Lineage: Eukaryota; Fungi; Basidiomycota; Agaricomycetes; Boletales; Suillaceae. The record is from RefSeq and is a predicted model, not a curated record.
AUGCAUUACACUGCCUGUUUGGGAUCUUGUGACGAAGAGCAGCAGAUAGACGAAGAGGAGAGCGAGAAUGAAGAUGAAGAUAGAAACGAAAACGAAGAUGUAAACGACAUAGAAAGAGUCCAGCGCACGCAUUCUAGCAGAGCCCACUCCAACACUAUCGUCCCCGCAGCAUAUGCAACUAGCGCGAUCCCGGGAAUCACAGGGUGCUACCGGAGUUCGACCAAUUACUGGCUUUUCAUACUAUUUCUUCUCUCUUCUGUGUUCGAACUGGGACUCAUGAUCAUCACGCUCAUACGUGCCAUACAGAGCUCGCGGACAAACCAAAGCCGUCUGUACGUUGUUCUGGUGAACCAUAACAUAUUCUAUUAUGUAUGCGGUUUUUUGUUUUCGGUGACGACCGUCUUCACAUUGCUGCUCCUUCAGGACACCUACCAGACCAUUUUAAAUGGUUUCCAGUUUACGAUCCUUGCAACCCUCGCCACGCGCAUGCACUUGCAUCUCUGGCAGAUAAACCAACAUCCACACGGCUCUACUAGUGCGCUCGUGCAUAUUCCAAUGUCUGACAUUUCAUUUGCAAAUACCACGGAGUGAUUUCUUAUUCUGUGGCUUAUUCGGUGUCGUUUAUGGAGCGAGGCUUGGACCGUACAAGAUGACUGAUGGGGUGGGCUAGAUAGAGUUUUGUUACCUGCUGAAUUUAUAGGAUGAGUCUGUCACGGGGAGGUAGGGGCAUUUGGAUAUCCUUCGUCUAUUUGACACCUGUAUUUUCCACGGCGUCUAUCCUCAAUGCGAUAGCAUUCAAGCUUGGUUUGAGGGACUCUUGCCUACACAUACCUGUAUGUAUGAAC